This is a messenger RNA of Suillus bovinus, 3643 nucleotides long. RefSeq lists its product as uncharacterized. The record is from RefSeq and is a predicted model, not a curated record. The coding region runs from base 34 to 3459 and encodes 1141 amino acids. Gene Ontology annotation, molecular function: protein binding. Lineage: Eukaryota; Fungi; Basidiomycota; Agaricomycetes; Boletales; Suillaceae. The transcript has 8 exons.
CAUAAGGACUGCAUCCUACGAUGAUGAGCAUACAUGGCCCAUGCAAAAGACAAGUACUACUGGGCUCAACUAAGAGCUACUCUCACUGCAGGUCAAUGGUCGUCUCUUUCACCAGGAACAGCUCAAAAUGGCUCUCCGUUGUCUUGGUUUCAUAUGAUACGCAAGUUCAAGAAACACUGUAAAGGUUUCCAAGACGUGGCAGAGGUCGCAUCACAAACCCAAGCUAUAUUUUUACUGCUCGGAGCAGACACAGAGAAUGUGGACCAGCUAGGCCUAGAAAAUGAUGACGAGCUCGUUCUCGGCGACGAGUGUCUCUUACCACCGGAGCGGAUAGAGGAAGCUAGAGGGGGGUAUGAGAUAUUAAAGAGUCUGGACAGCAAGAAUUUCGAUUCUCUUCAUCUUGCACUUGCGCUCUACGCAUAUGCCCUCGGCCAAUUCUCGGAAUGCCUUUCCUAUUUGUCCCAAGUACCAAAGCUGCUCGAGGCGCAGACUCAUAUACCCCCAUCUUUCACCACUCGUUCAGAUAAUUCUGCGCUUCAAGUAUCUGGAUCGGUUACCGAAACCUCAUCUUCAUGGACCGGUAGUUUUGUUUCCGCCGACUCUCCUGGUUCGACAGCUGACGUCAAGGAUGGGAGAGCUUGGGCAAUCAUUGAAUCCAUAAGGAGCACAUGCUUACAAGGCAUGUGCUUCGAAAAAUUGUUACAACCCAAGAAAGCAAUCCAAGCCUACUCAUCUGCCCUCCCACUUCUGAGUAACAUAACGUCAGAGAUACCACGGACACUCACUGCCACAUAUUCAUCUCCCGCUUCAUUCGACAACUACCGCGAGCUCUGGCGUUGGACAGAACGUCUCAUGUUCAGGACCAUAUCUCUUCUUUCGCGGUUUUGCUGUCUGGAUGAGAACGAUGGCCUUAUUUGGAUUAUGUUCACCCAUUAUCAAGCUUGCAGCGCACAUUGGCCGGCGACAUUUCGCACUGGUCACCGCUCCACAGUUGCAGUCCUUCACCUCCGAGCGCUAAUCAUCCAACAUCAGACGUCAUCAACUCCAGCCACUCCUGAUCCGUCGUUUCAUUCAGCGAAACCACCCCAAUGGAUAAGUACUGCUCGCUCGGUCAUCCAUGAAUAUCGCACAAUUCUAGGAGCUUGCACUACUUUCCCCAAGGCUGGUGAACGUAACGUCAAAGUGGAGGAUUUUGUAGAUUUGUGUGUGGCAGUGUGGGAGGCUGAUGGGGCUUUGUCUGACCCUGUCCGUUGGGUUCUUGAUAUGCUCUGGUGGGCUACCCGUUUGACCUUCAACUCAUACCGUAUCUAUCGACACAUGACAAGACUGCUUUUUAUUUCCGGCGAUUCGGAGUUGGCUAAACGUACCCUGAGGUUAUACGUUCAGGUCGUUUCAAAAGCACGGGAAGCAGGGGUGGAUAAUGACUUUGACACGGAUCGUCAUUGGGUUGAGACGCUUAUCAAUGGUGCCCGGAUGCUCUGUCGUCUUUCCAUUUCACGCCAGGAUGGUAUCGACGAUGCCAAGGAGGCCGGUGAUAUGAUCGAAAAGGCGAAAACGAGACUGGAUGAGGACGAUAAGGAGAUGGUGGCGAGAGUCGCACUGGCCGAAGGCGUAUAUUAUACGACACUGGCAAUAAUAGAACAGGACCCCUACACGCGGCAGGCUCGUCUAAGUCGCGCCCUCGCUGCCUACUUGAAGUCUGUCGCAAUACACCCUACACCUGUCGCACAUCAUCAGCUCGCAAUCGCACUUUCUUUACCUGGAAGUUCGCAAAAUUUGGACGAGGCGAUCGUAUCCGCUCGCGCAGCUGUUGAAGACGAUGCUAAUGAGAUUCGACAUUGGCAUCUUCUCGGUCUGUUACUGAGUGCUAACGGCGAGUGGGAGAAGGCGGCCGGUGUUUUAGAAGUGGGUGCAGAUCUAGAUGAGGGGAAGCAGGACAUGGAAAGUCCAGCUAGACUCGACGCGGAAAAUACUACCAAUGACAUUGCGGUGAAAGCACCUAUGGCUGAUGGUAUCCAGGCCAAAGACUUUGAAUCAGACCAUCAAUAUGCCCAAGGAAAAGGUCAUUCAAAGCUUCCAGCUGCACGUCUACCGCUGAAUGAUGCCGACGGUCCGACAUCUGAGCACAAGAGGCUUCUUGAUCCAGAUGCAACCACUAUACCACCAUCUGCCACUCUCCUCCAACCUUUACCUGACCAUCCGUUGCCUUCUCCUCGUGACGCAUUUGAUUACGCCCUCCAGCUCAGAAUGACACAGAUGGCACUCGCCGAACAUAUAGAAGGUCCUGAGGGUGCAGAGGGGCGGUGGGUUGACGUAUUUGGCUGGGUUGCGGAACGCAAAGGGUCGCCCUCUACUUCGGGGUCUAUGACCGAGACGCAGCCGAGGUCGUCAAUGGAUACUGGUACCGGCGCCAGGACUACACGAACGUCAUUAGUAAUGCACCAGCCAUCACAGGAACCACUGAAUGAAAAAGGUCCUGAUGUAGACCAACAUGGAUCUCUGGGUCUCUCUCUUGGUCAGCAAGACCUCUCGUCAUCGGAACUUCCGCCAAUCACUGUGACACCUGCGACGCCUGCAGAGCCGCAUCGCCAUUUUCCACUCAGCAUGGAUGAGAAGGACUCGCUGAAGGGUACACGUUCCUCUUCAGCAGAUGGCACUGGUAGGAAAGUGCAGCAGAUGCUGAAAGCCCGCGUCCAUAAAGGGCAGGCAAAGAUUAGUACUAUUUCCAGGAAACUCGGAAAUGGCGUUGUACGCAACGGAAAUUUAAAAAGGAUGAACUCUGCACCAGACUUCCAUGCUGUGCUACAGAACCAUAACUACCAAGCGUCAUCAAUACACUCCCGCCGCCGGCUGCGUUCUCUAAUUCGUCAUAAUGCAGCUGCCGCACUCAUCGAGUCACCACCUGCUCCGCCUCCCCCGCUUCCUCCGGUGCAGGAGGACACACCUACACUCCACGCGACGAGAGACGACAAGCUUAUAAGUGACCUUUGGACCAUGUCUGCUGCCACUUUUCGACGACUUGGUAAAAUAGAGCAAGCCAAAGCUGCAGUCCAAGAAGCAGAAGUCAAAGACUCUGAAAAUCCUGCUGUUUGGGUGCAGCUUGGGCUAUACUACAUGGCGCUGGAUCGUAAUACAGAGGCUCUAGAAGCUUUUCAAAAAGCCCUGUUCAUCUCGCCUGACGAUAUCGCUGCAUCUGUGCACUUGUGUCGCAUCCACCUUUCCACAAAGUCUUCGACCGACACAGUUGACUCGGAUAAGGUUGAUCUAGUCGCUGGGAUUCUCGGACACGUCACCCGAGGACCUGGAUGGGACGUUCCUGAGGCCUGGUACUACUUGGCUAAAGCAUACGGGCUACAGGGCCUCAAAGACAAGGAGCGGGAAAGUCUGGCGACGGCUUUGUCGUUGAGUGAUCGCAGGAGUAUUAGGGAUAUUGGGCGGGCUGUGGGUUGGUGUUUGUGAUUCGUGCAUGUGGUUAAGGUUCGACUCUGUACGACAAUCAUAUAGAUGAUGGUCUUUUGCAUUGCUCUUCAAUGCCAGGUUGUAUCGACAAUUUAUUGCUUGGCUUUCGGUUAUGGAUCAGAAGGUUAUUUUUCGUGUGCGUUCCUCCUCGAGCGCUCGAGUCGAUAAAAAAAUUCUAUCCGGG